Molecule: messenger RNA, 1330 nt
Organism: Zea mays
Lineage: Eukaryota; Viridiplantae; Streptophyta; Magnoliopsida; Poales; Poaceae
Exons: 3
Coding region: 885-1130 (81 amino acids)
Biological process (GO): mitochondrial translation
Molecular function (GO): structural constituent of ribosome
Source: RefSeq, a predicted model, not a curated record
AACUUGGACAUCCACGGUCCAGCUCCAGCUCCAGCCCCACCUUCCAGAAACUGCUCGUACGAUCUCAAGAACGCCGCCUCCCCGGUUCCCGCACCCCCGUCGCCGCGCCGGUAGUCUGCCCGUCGCCGUCUCCUCCUCCAGAUCUGACCCGCCUGUCAACGUAGUCUGCCGGGAGUCCAUCACUGUGCCGGGGCGUUACUCCUCACCGCCGCUGUGUUGCCUCUUCUGCGGGGUUGAGGUAUUCCCGCCUGCUGGGACAAGUUUGCUUGCGCCUGCAAGCUGUUCGACCAAAUGCUUCUUCGAAGGAAAUUAGUCUCUCCCACUUGUUUUCAGCACUGCUAUUUUAAAACUAGGAAGAACACCAGAAUAGGUAGGAAGAAAAUUGCACUAUGUCUUGUCAAACAACUUAUUAUUCGCUGUAACCGAAGCAUUUGUGCCUCCCCACCAGAAGCAAUUAGUGAAAGCACUCUAACCUUGUUUAUCCACGCUUGCGUGCUAUAAGUUUGAUACUAGUAUUCGUCUACAAUCGUUCUAUCGGUUUAACGCUUCUACCUGUUAGAAAUUGGCCCUUGUUAUCAGAAUCACAUUGUCUGAUGCUUUGGUUGCUUUGUGCUAUUCAAAUCAGUAUGCUUAAACUGGCUAAACACGUGAUGUUCAUGUAGUCCAUGCCAUAGCUAGUAGACAUUUAUUCAAGCACCAUUUGUUCUACUUCUACCUCAGGUUUCUUCAAACAUUUCAUCUUCCACAUUGAUUUUUUGCUCCUUGAAUAAUUGCUCUUCUGUGUGUGUUGUGGUGCUGAGGUGGAAUUUAUGGAUACACGCUGUUGAGCUAAUCACACCUAUUGGUCAAAUCCAUGAAGGUGAAGGCGAAGGUGAAGCAGCAGGAUGGGUCGGAAGGCCGGUGCUUUGUACAUAAACCCAAAGAAGUUUGGUGCUAUGGCGAAGCCCUGCAUGCCGGAAAUGGUUGCCUUCCUCAACUGCCUAGCCUUAAACAAACAGAACGAUGACAAGUGCAUCAAGCAGAAAGAUCUUUUGGUUGCAUGCUCUCAGGCUCAGAAUGGGAGGCCAAAGAACGCAGCCAAGACCAUCAAUUACCAUCUCCAGCGACUUGGGCGAGGCAAGUUCCUCUAGGUGCUGUGUGAGAUCAUUUCUUCAUCCAGCUUUAUGCCUUGUACCGAAGUAGAAUUGCUGAAAUGGGGCAUUAAUGUGUUUGCUUAGAUUGGACAAUGAUCAGCAAAUAAUUUUAUGUCAAACAGUAAUGUAUGAGCAGUAUAUUGAUACUGUUUUCUUCUCAUCCUAUGAAGGCACAUUACAGUUACGUUUUCCAUCUA